Messenger RNA from Babesia bovis T2Bo, 725 nucleotides. RefSeq names its product putative 50S ribosomal subunit protein L28. NCBI's taxonomy places the organism in Eukaryota, Apicomplexa, Aconoidasida, Piroplasmida, Babesiidae. Bases 58 to 720 code for a protein of 220 amino acids. Gene Ontology annotation, molecular function: structural constituent of ribosome. The record is from RefSeq and is a predicted model, not a curated record. The transcript has 5 exons.
GUUGAUGUACAUUUUGGCUAUAUUGUGUAUACACAUUACACAUUAUGCAGAUCGUAGAUGGUUUGCGUGCCUAGGUUGCUGAUGCUCUGCGUCGCCAUCGUCAGCUCCGGGCGCAUAUCGCAGUGUUUCAUACAGAAUGGAAGGAAUCGUGAUAUUGUUAUCUACCACCGGGAAUACAAAGGUACACCAAUGGAUAUGAUUCCCGACCCCAAAUUACAUGAAUUCAAACUCUUCUCGGAAAAAAGGCACAAAGAGGCAAUGCUGGGAAGAAAGUUUAACAAGAAGGGUAGUUCAUCGCAAAUUCGGCACUAUCGUAUAGUUGGCCGAGGAGGUGGCCUUCCACGACUGCAUAAAGUCAGUGGCACUCCCACUAAACGUAUUAAACUACCUGCACGACGAUGCAUGAUAUUGGGGAAGAUGGACAACACUAAGGCCAGAAAUAUUAGCCACUCAGGGAAGAAGUCACAUGACCCACAGCGCCUUAAUCUACAAACAAAGCGUAUUUGGUGCGCAAGUAAAGGCUAUUACGUACGCCUUAGGAUAUCUAUGAGGGGACUGAAGACCAUUAAACGCCUAGGUCUAGAGGAAGCGGCAAGACGAUUCAACCUCAACUUGAACAACCCCAAGUUAUUUGCAGGUUAUGCCAAUUUGAAACCUAGCAAGCCGAAGCAACCUGUUAUGCUACAGGAUGUCGACACCGAGAGCGUUAUAAGUAACUGAAUUCA